Asparagus officinalis (garden asparagus) is the source of this 830-nucleotide messenger RNA. Its product is annotated as replication protein A 70 kDa DNA-binding subunit B-like. The record is from RefSeq and is a predicted model, not a curated record. NCBI's taxonomy places the organism in Eukaryota, Viridiplantae, Streptophyta, Magnoliopsida, Asparagales, Asparagaceae. The transcript has 8 exons. The coding region runs from base 138 to 830 and encodes 230 amino acids.
UUAAGUUGACAUUGACUAAAAACAUUUCUAUCAAAGAGUCAAAAGUAGAAUUUCAAUUUGAUAAGAUAUUGAAUAACUUUAUCUCAAUCAAAGACGCAAUUUCCAACGAGGAUACAAGGAAUAUAAAUGUUCUUGCAAUGAUAGCAAAUGUAAAGCCUAUGAUCAAGUACGUUACAAGAUAUAAUAAGGCAGACACAAGGCGGGACAUCAUUAUAGUAGACAAAGAUGAUAUAACAUUGUCUGUAACUUUAUUCAGAGAUUUAGCUGUCAAUGAAGGCUCAAUGAUUGAAGGAAAUAAGCAUGAGACAACUAUAAUCGCGCUAUCAGAGUUUAAAAUAUCAUUGUACAAAGGGGAGUUGUGCUUGACUUCGCAAAUUGCAUCAACAAUAUUGAUCAACCCUGAUAUACAACUUGCUAAGGACAUGCGAGAAUGGGCUCUUUCAAAAGAGAAGAUCAAGACAAAUGGUGCUCCGUCAAGGCUAUUUAAAAAUGCAACGAAAAUGAAUAUUGGUGACAUUAUGCAAGCUUCACAAGAAUCAUCCAAGGCACAAUAUGGCAGCUUUAUUGGAAAAAUAAGUAAUAUCUUAAAUAGACAUGAGGCUUGGUACUACUCAUGCACAGGCUGCAAUAAAAAAGUUGACAAAAAUAUUUAUGACAAAUGUCAAAAUUGUCAAAAAAAUAAUGAAGAUAGUAUACCGAGAUAUGUCGUCAAAAUCAUAGUGGAAGACGAAACAGACAAUGCAAGAGUCACACUUUUUGACGCAGCAGAGACAUUGAUAGGAUGCGAUGCUCAAAAAUUCAUGGAUGAUAUAAAAGAGUUAUUAACUUAA